Molecule: messenger RNA, 2154 nt
Organism: Acanthosepion pharaonis
Lineage: Eukaryota; Metazoa; Mollusca; Cephalopoda; Sepiida; Sepiidae
Source: the annotation of a GenBank genome assembly
AUGGCAUUUCCAUCACCGUGUGGUAGUGGCAGUGGCCGCCGUCUCAGUAUUGGAACCCCGAAAUCCCUUGCUAAGAAAAAUGAUGCUGAGGAAAUCCGUGAAAGAAGGAAAUCUAAAUUAUUUGAAUUGCAGAAUAAACAUCUUUCCAGCCCACUGACUCCAAGCAAAGGAAGUCCAAGAAAUUUAUCAAGUAACCCUUUAAGAGGUCUGAGUACUACUCAACUAUCUGACCAUUAUGCCAACUGUGUGAAGCUCAAUGCAGAAAAUAAAAUAAACACCAAGAAUGCUUUUGGUCUGCACUUGAUUGAUUACAUGACAGACUUGCUGAAGGGCAAGAAAUUGGGUGAUUUCCAGGUUGCUGGAACCACCCUUGAUGCUAGUGCCAAGAUCUAUGCCAGCAGAGUUGAUGCAAUUCACUCAGAGACUUACAAAGUACUUGGCACUCUCAGUCGAGGCAACAAGAAGAAAAACAAAGAGGACAAUACAGAAGUGAAUGAUGACGAAGAUUCAGGGGUAGACAAUGAAGACAAUGAAGAUAUGCCAGCCAAUAAAGUCAAAAAAACAAAGAAAAUUCACCGUAACAAAUUUAUUGAAAAGAAUCUAAAAAACAUCAACUUGGAUACCUUUGAACUUGAAUAUGAAAUGGACCCUUUGUUCAAGUCCUUGACGACUGCUUUUGCCGAAGGCCUUUCCAGUGGUCUUUUACUCAGUGCUUUGAGUUGCUACACAGACAGCAGUGAAUUAGUUUUGGACUCAACCACAAUUAUUGAUGACAUAGAGAGCCAGCCUGUCAGCAAAACUAACAAAGACCCUGUCGGCAUGUCAGAUAUUAAAGACUUCUUGGAAAAAGAAAAUUUCUACAAAUCUGAAAUCUGUCCAUCCUUUUCCAAUUUCAAGUUUAAUAAUUGGAAUGAAGCUGACGAGACGAUGCAAGCUAAGGAUAAGGUAAAUUCCAAUUAUGCUUUUGAUAUGGAAGCUGAGGCAGAAGACAUCCCAAAUGAUGACAUGGAAGAUUAUGGUUGUGAAGACGCUAAUUUUGAUGAUGGAGGUGCAGAUGAAGAUGAAGAAAUUGUCGAUUUAGUUGGAAAUAAUGCUGAAAUACCUGAGAAAGCCAAUAUAGCUUCAAUCUCAGAUGGUGACCAGUUACUAAAGACAACACUUUCUUCAAUCAGCAAUGCUCGUUCAAUGGUGGAUUUCUUGGCUUCUGCUCCAUCUGAAUAUUCUUUCUUCAAUAAAAAACUUUUGCAGACCUGGAAGGGGCCAUCCCAUUGGAAGAUUCAUCCAAUGGCUCGAAAUACAGCCAGCUGCAAACCUUCACAGGCAAAGACAUCAGUGAAAAAAGUCAAAUUCCAACUUGACUUUGAACAGGAAAAAGAUUUUCAAUCUGAUUUCAAGAAGGCUCGUAAUUGUGUCCUGACCAAGAAACGUCUGGAGGUUAUGGAAACUACAAGUCUCCUCUUGCCCAAAAUGCUCAACUACCAGCCACAAGCACUCUUUGGAUGUUUCUGGAAGCCUAGCAUUAUGGUUCGUCGCCAAGCCACACUUGCCACCACUGAUGAUGAUUUGGUCGUUGGCUAUGAUUAUGACAAUGACAAUGACAAGCAGAACUUUUGCCCUGAUUUCAACCAGGAUUAUGAUGACAAUGAUGAUAACUCUGAAGAUUUGUUUGGCUUCAGUUGUGCCACAAGUAAUGCCAGCCAACAAUCUGAUAUUAUUUCUAUGUCAGGAGAAACAGAAGAUCCUACCAAAAUUUCUAUGCUCACUGGUGAUGGCUUAGUUGCCCAACCCCAAAAGGUGGAAAAAAUCAAUAUCUCUUAUGCAAAAACGGCCAAAAAAGUUGAUGUUCGCAGAUUAAAACAGUCCUUGUGGAAACUGAUGACACACACCGUACCAGAAGAAAACAAAGAAAACCAAGAUCAAAAUGCUGAGCAGUCAAAAGAGGAAAGUACAGAGGAUGCAACUCUGAUGAAGACAUCUGUUCUCUUCAGUGACCUGGUGAAGCAACUUCCUAAUCAUGUGCCAAGCUUCAUGGCCAAAAAUAUUAGUGUCCCUAUUGCAUUUGUUUGCAUGCUCCACUUGGCCAAUGAAAAAAGUCUCAAGUUAAACAGAUUGGAUUUAAAUGACAUUGAAAUUUCACAACCAGUAACUUCCUGA